Messenger RNA from Paramecium octaurelia, 508 nucleotides. The record is from the annotation of a GenBank genome assembly. Lineage: Eukaryota; Ciliophora; Oligohymenophorea; Peniculida; Parameciidae.
AUGAGUUCUGACGAAGAAUAGGAUAAUUCAAAUGAAGAUUAGAUCAUCAAUUUAAUUUCUGUCUUGCAACAGAAAAGUAAUUGGUAAUGAAUAUAAGGUUAGUAAAAACAAAACGAACAAAUAAUGGUUUGAUGAAAACCAAUAGAAUAAGUGAAUCAGAGAACUGGAAUGAGAUAAGAGAAACUUAAAAGGAAAAACAGUAGAUAAAAAAUUUUGGUAAUUCCAAUGAAUUUAGUUUGCAAAGAGAAUAAUCAAAGCACUCUAGUUUAUCAGAGAAUUUGAGUGAUUUCACAGUGAGAACUGAUAAACCUGUAAAAGAAUCUUAAUAGAAAACUUAAGAAGCCUAAGUUCCUGAGAAUAAUUAUAAAGUAAAUGAAUUUAUUAAUUUAAGUUGGAAUUGAAAUAGAAGAUGGACUAUUUACUAAAUCAAAGGGAGAAGGAUUAGGAGAUGUUGGAGUAGAUUAAUGCAGGGUUAAUGUUUCNAUAUCAUUUUCUACAAAUACUAUGA